Argentina anserina (silverweed cinquefoil) is the source of this 796-nucleotide messenger RNA. RefSeq names its product cytochrome P450 71AP13-like. The record is from RefSeq and is a predicted model, not a curated record. Gene Ontology annotation, molecular function: iron ion binding; oxidoreductase activity, acting on paired donors, with incorporation or reduction of molecular oxygen; heme binding. NCBI's taxonomy places the organism in Eukaryota, Viridiplantae, Streptophyta, Magnoliopsida, Rosales, Rosaceae.
AUGCUUACGAGAAUAACGCAGAAAAAUAUGAGGAAUUAGACAAUAUAAUCAUAGCAUAAAAUACUUAUAUCAAUAGAUUCUUUGACCAGAUUUUGGCUGAACAUCUCAAUCUCAAAAGACGAACAGAGGAGCAUAAGGACCUUGUGGAUGUUUUACUGGAUGUACAAAAGACAGAGACUGCUGAUAUGCCUCUUACCAUGGAUAAGGCUAUCAUCUUGGACAUGUUUGCUGCAGGAACAAACACAACCUUCAUCACCCUUGAUUGGGGAAUGACUGCGCUUCUGAUGAACCCCCAAGUCCUUGAAAAAGCACGAGCUGAAGUGCGAGCUGUUGUUGGAGACAGAAGAGUUGUGUUAGAGGGUGAUCUGCAACAGCUGGACUAUCUAAAAGCAGUCAUCAAGGAGAUAUUCCGGUUGCAUCCACCUGCACCUGUACUAGUCCCUAGAGAGUCCAUGGAAGAUGUAAUCAUGGAUGGAUACGACAUUCCAGCCAAAACAAGAAUCUUUGUCAAUGCCUGGGCUAUAGGGAGAGACCCAGAAUCCUGUAGCAGUAUUGAUUUCAAAGGGCAGGACUUUGAGCUUAUACCUUUUGGUGCUGGUAGAAGAGGUUGUCCGGCUAUUACAUUCCGCACAGCCAGCAUUGAGCUUGCUCUAGCACAACUUCUGCAUAGCUUUGACUGGGAGCUCCCUGCUGGUACUGAGAAGAUCUAGACUUGGCCGAAGCUUUUGGUAUCACAAUGCAUAGGAUUGCCAGUCUGAUUGUUGUAGCCAGACCGCGAUUUUUCUGAGGCCAAAAA